AUGAAGUCGCCGAUUCUCUCGCUCGUCCUCGGCCUCUGCCGACGAAAUUCAUGCAUGACGUCUCGACUGAAGGUGGCGGUCGUGCUGAUGCUUGCAACUUCGUUGGCAUUGCCUCCCACAACAUUUUAUUUGACGUUGAAGGCGCUGGCUGCCGGUCCCCAGAGCUCUAACUCGAAAUGCGCAGAGGAUCCGGCGGAUCCAGGUGCGAUCCAAUGCACCUGCGAUCCAGCAGACUCUUCACCCCAAAAGCUGACGGCAACGAUCUCGGAAGACAAAACACGUAUGCAGCUGCUCUGCAAAACGGGCAUGACAUUUGCUCCGGCUGCGUUGGAAGAGUCGAUGGUUUGCCCAGCUGGUACUGAGGACCUCUGUGAAUGCGAAAAGCCGCCAGUGAAAGAAGGAACACCAUGUUUCCCCAUUUCGGAUCUCUUCUCCGGGGAGGACAGCAAGGUACAGUGGACACCGGACAAGUCAAAAUCCGACCAAAAUACCGACAAAACAAUGUUCCUCCGUAUUCCAAAGGAAAACCUCCCGCACAGACAGGAAAAAUUCAUGGUAGGUUGCCUGCAGAAGACCGAAAAGAAAUGCCAAAUCACUGUCACGAUCGAAGCCAGAAAAACGGUGAUGCAAGAACGGAAGGUCAUGUGUGCCUAUGGCAAAGACAGCAACAACAGCAAACAACACCAAACCAUCACACUCACCCCCUCGCAAAACAGCUUCACGCUCGUCUGCGGCGCCGAUGGAGACGUUCUUCCUGCCGACUACAACAGCCAUUAUUGCCCAGUCACCGAAACCCCGACGGAUGCACAAGCAUCCUGCAGCGGCAAUUAUGAAUCGAUUUUCCCUGCGUAUAACUCGAACUGGUGGAAGCCGUCCGAGCCAAAGUCGUUCACGUUUGAGGUCCCGGCUGACCAGUUCCCUGAGAAGGAUGCUACGAUUUCCCUCGGGUGCCGGCAGAAACCGAGUGGCGAUGUGAAUGGGCACAAGACUGUUAGUGAUGUAGCUGAGACGAGCGUUUGUAACGUGGAUGUGACGGUUGAGGGCACUGGAGCGGCGAGUUCCUCCUCGCCAUGUCUGUCUGCUCUCAUGCCAUUUUUGUCGUCACUUUUUGGUGUGGUUAGCGUGUGCAUGGCCUUCUCUGAUUAG
This is a messenger RNA of Besnoitia besnoiti, 1146 nucleotides long. RefSeq names its product SAG-related sequence. The transcript has a single exon. The record is from RefSeq and is a predicted model, not a curated record. Lineage: Eukaryota; Apicomplexa; Conoidasida; Eucoccidiorida; Sarcocystidae. The coding region runs from base 1 to 1146 and encodes 381 amino acids. Gene Ontology annotation, cellular component: membrane.